AUUUGCAUCGCGCUUCUCUAUCGCAACGCAAGCGCGGAAAUGACGGGCAUCCACGAUUCAGCCCAUCUUGCACAACAAGCGCGGCUGCAAGGCAUGUCCUGGUUUCGAUCCCGUCAUACCUCCGUUCGUGCGGUGCCCCUUGUGCCACCUUCGGCCUGGAAGUCUGGGACACCUAUCGAUCGACGGUCGGUUCAUCUGGAGAUCGAUCUACAAUCUGCUUACCAAAGUUGAGAAUCAUCUACUUCUUCUCUGCAGGAGCCUCACCCCGCAGCAUGCACCUGUACCAGGGGAACGGCAACACAGCAACGGCGUGAUGGACUACGAAUACGUGGUGGCCGAAAACCGAAAAGCAGUCGCGCCAGCCGAGCCACAAUGGCUAUGGUCUCUCUCAGCUGAUUAUUCAAGGACACCUUCUCACUGAUUUAGCGGGAGGAGGAGGAGUUUGCGCCCGUCCGGAUAUCUCCUCACUAUCGAAGGCUCCUGCUGUCAUCAAUUAUGGCUGACGAGGAGCCACUUCUUAGUAGAGCACCAUCAUAUUGGAUCAGCUAACUUGGCGUCAGCCACACAACAUAGCCCAAAACACGCGGUGGCAUUCUUUACCUGUCUGCUCAGCAAAUACGGUUCAGCUAUUCUCGGCUGACCGUCUUACUCGCUACAGUCGAACCCCAAGUUUGGGAAGGGAGACGCUUGUGAGAAGAGGUGGACAUGUCGCGGGCGGAAUCUUCCUUUCUGACGCUCUCGGCCGAACUCGAGAAAUUCAAGAAGAAAACCCAUGGUUUCCCCCCUUAUGCUCCCGUUGGCAUCGUACAUGAACCCCCCACAUCAUCUCCGGCUAACUGCAGCAACGGUCAAGACCCUCUUUGAUGACCAGGUUCCUAGGCCACAAAAAGCGGAUAGAAGAACCAAAAAAAGAGGUGUCGGCAUCGGCCAUACCUAUCGUGGAGCCGUCGGUACCUGUGUACAGCCUUGGUAGACCUUUAUGGUCGCAUUCCGCGGCCCAGCUUACACAUUGGGCCUCGCGACGUUGCUUACGACUGCUACAUAGUCCCUGGUGGUCGAAUCAGUUCAUUCUUCAUUGGGGUCGCAAGCUGGCAUCGACAGGAAAAACAAUAACAACAGCAACAAUAACAGAAGAUACAGCAGAUAGCAUCCAACUGUUCACAGCCGCGAACAUCAUCAACGAUUGUUACUCUGUAUCGAUAAUCGUACAGUCUCCCGCAUCAACAUACGGCACGCGACAUCCCGUGAGACUCGGCGCGCCCUGCCACCAAGGUCUAGGUCCCCCCAGCACCAGAAAGUAAUUGCGAUUUCUCAGCCAGCGGAGACCACCCCUGCGAACCAACGACCCGCGCCGAAAGCCAAGGCCCACGUUCAAAAUCCUCUUGGGUCCUCGAUCAAUUGCCCCGUCCUUCUAGCUCAACUCCAAAACUUCAUCAUCGUGAAGGAAAAUUGAGAGGGUAAAGGGCUUCACCACUCCCCCUUUUCUCCCCCUCAAUCCCAGCCGGCAUCAAUCAUCCCCCCGGCAGAUCACGAUGUUCGCUGCAUUCCGCUUUGGGAGGGAUCUUUGGGAUCCUUCUCACCGCUUCGAGACCUCAUGGCUACUUUCUCCCUAUCUGUUGGCUGCGUGCCGAGCGCUAAUUAGUCUGUACAUAUUUGUCGUCCGCUUCUUCGUCAUCGGUUGGACCUGUACUCACGCCGAAGAUGGUGGAUGCAAGGUCGUCGGCCAGAGCUUUUCCUACUUCACUGUUCUGACCUACUGGGGACUCGCAUUUUACUUCCUCAUCUCGGCCAUCCACACCUUCACGUACGCGCACUCUGGAACCCCGCUGCUCGACCGCUUCCCGCGACCCCUCCAGGCCCUGCACGCCUUCUACUAUAGCACCAUCGUCACCUACCCCUUCAUCGUGACCAUCGUCUACUGGGCCAUCAUCUACUCAGCCCCCUGGUACACCGAGCAAUUCGAGGCCUUUAGCAACAUCUCCCAGCACGGCCUCAACUCGGCUUUUGCCCUCUUCGAGAUCGUCAUCCCGCGCACCAGCGCCGCCCAGCUCGAGUGGGUGCACAUGCUCUGGCUCAUCAUCGUCCUCGCCCUGUACCUCGCGCUCGCCUACGUCACAUACUACACACAGGGCUUCUACACCUACGACUUCCUCAACAUCGACAAGAACGGCAGUGGCAAGGUGGCGGCGUACAUUAUCGGCAUCGCGGUGGCCGGUAUCGUCUUUUAUCUCAUUGCAAAGGGCCUCAUCUGGUUGAGGGAGUGGAUCACGGAGAAGAAGCUGGGCAUGGACGGCAAGUUUGCCCAGCAGCGCUUCCGCAACUACGAUACGGAGCUGGGCACCAUCACCUCCAAGCACUGAGACCGGAAAUAAAGUCAGAAAGAGGGAGCGAAAAGGAGGAGGGUAAAAGGAACCUAAGCGCACGCCCAUUUUAAUCGACGGAAGACGCAGACACGGUGACUUAUAUGUAUGUAUUUAUGUAUAAAGAGGGAGAGGCAAGGAGAAGGAGUCUGGACACGGUUUUGGGAGCAGGCACUGCAUUGUUAUUAUACCCCGGAGGGACCUCAACUAAUUUUCGUCCCCUCCUUGUCAUGAGUAGCAUCACAACGUCGGGAGGCGCAAAGAAGGAAGGGGGAGCGAGUUGCAUCAAGUAAUAGUACAGCAUGAUAACUGUCUAGUAUCAUAAUACUAAACAUUUAAAAAUCGCUAUUCAAACAGGUAAUUUUGCUACAAACGUUUUGGGUGACAAAUGACGGUGCACACCCGUCAACACUUUAGUGAAAUG
Molecule: messenger RNA, 2784 nt
Organism: Colletotrichum scovillei
Lineage: Eukaryota; Fungi; Ascomycota; Sordariomycetes; Glomerellales; Glomerellaceae
Exons: 3
Coding region: 1533-2360 (275 amino acids)
Cellular component (GO): membrane
Source: RefSeq, a predicted model, not a curated record